Perca fluviatilis (European perch) is the source of this 3085-nucleotide messenger RNA. RefSeq names its product D-glutamate cyclase (gene dglucy). Gene Ontology annotation, molecular function: D-glutamate cyclase activity. Gene Ontology annotation, biological process: glutamate metabolic process. Lineage: Eukaryota; Metazoa; Chordata; Actinopteri; Perciformes; Percidae. The coding region runs from base 118 to 2058 and encodes 646 amino acids. The transcript has 15 exons. The record is from RefSeq and is a predicted model, not a curated record.
CAUCCGCUAGAACCACACGCGUAUCCAUCUAUCCAUCCGCUGGAACCAGUGCACCUCAGUCUUAGCAUCGACUGGUUAUAGCCAGGCUGGCUAAGCCAGCAGUUUGUAAGGUGAAGCAUGCUGACUGCUGUCAGAGCCGCCAGACGUUCCCUCAGAUUUUUCCGGAGUAUCUUUAACUCCUCCAUGGACUCAGGAUACCAGCAGGCUAAUGUCGUCGUCCUACCCACUCAUCUGGCCAAUGACUUUGAAGCGUUCUGUCGCAAGAAUCCUGCCCCCCUGCCACUCCUUUAUCGCAGCCAAUCAGGAGAGACUGCCUGUCCACCUCUCGCUAGACAUGCUGACAUAAGGACAGAUAUUUCUCAGUACUAUGUGUAUGAGGAGGGUUGCCUGGUGAAUAGAGUCUCCAGUCUGCAGAGUUACUGCAAUCACUCAAGGAUUGCAUCAGAGCAGCAGGCUGAACAUCAUGGCCCAUGGGCAGACAUGGUAUGUUUCUAUCUGGGCUGCAGUUUUGGCUUUGAAGGCCGAUUGAAGGAAGCUGGAGUCCCUGUCAGAAACGUGGAGCAGGGCACAAAUGUCAGCAUGUAUAGGACUGCAGUUCCCUGUAUCCCUGCAGGAGUGUUCAGCUGCCCUCUUGUGACCACUAUGCGUCCUGUUCCAGCUGGCAUGCUGAAUGCAGCAGUGGAGGUUACUUACCUCAAUCCGCUAGCACAUGGAGCUCCUGUACACAUAGGAGACCCAGCUCUCCUAGCCAUACAGGACCUGUCCAAACCAGACUAUGGGGAGCGAGUAGAGCUGCAGCCUGGGGAUGUCACCGUGUUCUGGGCCUGUGGAGUGACUGCUAUAGAAGCAAUACUCAGCAGCAAGCCUUCAUUGGCAUUCAGUCACGCGCCAGGCUGUAUGUUCCUGACUGACAUCCCAGACUCCUCCCCUUCUUCCCUCACACCUCCACCCUCUGAGGGCGUAGACUCUCCCUCCACGGAUCACAAUCCUGAGCUGAUUCCCCUCAGCUUUCUGGUAUCCCACAAUCCCUUGUUGUACAGUUUGGCAUCUCAGAGGGCCGUGGCAAAGAUCAGACAGCUGGAGACAAUUAUUGGAGAGGACCCAGGUCAACGAGGAAUCAGAGCUUUAUUCGUUCAGGAUGAACUUCUGCGCUCCUGUCUGGCACUCUCCCACGCAUCAUCUGUUGCCAUAACAACCGGCUUUCCCACACACUACAUGCACAGCCCCCCUGAUGAGACUGACGGCCCACCUGGAGCCAUUGCCAUGGCAACCAUGCUGCUGUCGCUAGGGAAACAGGUGACAUUGGUGACGGACAGGAGAGCCCUGGAGAUGAACCAGGCCAUCAUUGAUGAAGCUGUGAGGACAGGUGUGCUAAAAACUGCAAUCCCAUUGGUCACAUUUGAAGACAGCGGCCCCGACUCUGCACUACACUUCUUGUGUCACCAUGGAGACCCCAGCAAGCCCAGGUACGACCACCUUGUGGCGAUAGAGCGCAGUGGACGUGCUGGAGAUGGAAAUUACUACAACAUGAGAGGAAUAAACAUCAAACAUCUGGUGGAUCCCAUUGAUAACCUGUUUAUUGCUGCCAAGGAUUUACCAGGAAUUACCACUACAGGAAUCGGUGAUGGGGGUAAUGAGUUGGGGAUGGGUAAACUGAAGGAAAAGGUGACGACUCUGAUGCCCAGCGGGGGUCUCAUAGCCUGUGUUGUACCUGCUGACUAUGCCAUCACUGCUGGGGUGUCUAACUGGGGAGGAUAUGCCGUGGCCUGUGGGCUCUACCUGCUCCACAACUGCCCCUCCCACCAGCGAUACAGAAAGAAAGGACUGGGUUUGGAAAACACAAUCCCCCAAGAACAGCUCCAGGACUGGAAUGUUAACCUGCCAUCUGUGGACAAGGAAGAGUCUAUCCUCUCCACUCUGGUGCGUUUUGGGAUAAGAAGUGGGAAAACUGGUCACCUGGCCAUGGAGGUGGAUGGUUUGACCUUUCACCCCACGCACUCUGACAUCAUCACCAGACUACUGGAAGUCACACUAGGCUCCACCACUCCAAACCUUUGACCACCUCAUCAGCUUGUAUUCUCAGCCAUCUACGGUAUCUCAUCUAUCUGUGAGAUUGAGUAUUAACACAAUCUUGAUACGAAUAGCUGCAAAUGCUCGUUGACACUAUUACCGCCAUAGCCCACGCUGUUUAACGUUGUGGUUCAAAAAAAUUAGAAUUAUUCCAUCAUUGUUAUUGUUAACAAUUGUUUCCCUCCUGCACUGCCUUUUUCUAAAUACCUUUUCUGCACAUUCCCAUAUUUUUAUAAUGAUAGAAUCUUUUUUAGAAAACUCUCCUCCGCAGAGGAGAAUUGACACAUUUGCAUCAUGGCCGUACAGCGCAUUUGAGACAAUGAAUGGGACAUAGAAACUCAAUAUGUACGCAAAUAUUCUCUCACAUGCACUUAAUAAUCACUUAUAAUCACACUAUCGUAUGUAGGCCUACAAUAUUCAUGUGUAAAAUAUCAGAAAUGAAAGUUAUCCCACGUUCUGUCUGGCCAUUUAUGGCAGGUAGACUGUUGAACUGAAAGACUCGCUGCUCAUGGGAGAGAUGAAGGGACAACUGUAAAUGCUGAGGGGACUUGUUGUUUUUCUUUCGUUAGACAUAGCGUGAUCGUUAAAUCAUUUGCACUGUGAUUAUGUUUUAUUUACCAUUUAGGUUACUUGCCAAAAUCAAAAUGCUGAAGUUGAUGACAAUGAUUUAGCAUUUGUUUCAUGCCUUUUUAGGUUUUACGCUGCAGGUUAUAUGCUGCUUACAACUCAAAACAGAUAGAACCAAAUAGAUUUUCAUCAAAAAUGAUUUAUUUGCGGCAGUUGCUCACUUGUUGAUUGUUGACUGAACUGACGCGUUGAAUGGCCCAUCAAUGUUCGUUGGACAAAAGGAUACAGACGAUCUAGGGUGUCGGGUUUAGGUGGAUGUAGUACCCCCCCCCCAAAAGAGCCCAGCGGUGCUAGUGUUAAGCCCAGGGCCCUGACGGAAACACACUGGAGCAUGCACAGACUGAAUAAGUGUUCCAAUGAGUGAAAUUGUUUCCUCUCUAUUCAGAUU